Messenger RNA from Haemorhous mexicanus (house finch), 2569 nucleotides. RefSeq names its product NME/NM23 family member 7 (gene NME7). Gene Ontology annotation, biological process: CTP biosynthetic process; GTP biosynthetic process; UTP biosynthetic process. The transcript has 13 exons. Gene Ontology annotation, cellular component: centrosome. Bases 176 to 1279 code for a protein of 367 amino acids. Gene Ontology annotation, molecular function: nucleoside diphosphate kinase activity; ATP binding. Lineage: Eukaryota; Metazoa; Chordata; Aves; Passeriformes; Fringillidae. The record is from RefSeq and is a predicted model, not a curated record.
CUUUGACUAAGUUGGGAAGUCUGACAACAACUUCAGCAGUAGUCUGUGCUUCUUGACUGAUGAAAUCUGGAGUCAAGAUGAGAGAUAUGCUUUCAUUGCUGAAUGGUAUGACCCAAAUGCUUCACUCUUUCGGCGUUAUGAACUUCUGUAUUAUCCAAACGAUUCAUCAAUUGAAAUGUACGAUGUGAAGAACCGUCGCACAUUCCUGAGGCGCACCAAGUACGAGAGCUUGCACCUCGAGGAUCUCUAUGUGGGCAGCAAAGUCACUGUGUUCUCCCGGCACCUCACCAUAGUGGACUAUGGGAAUCUGUAUACGUCUCGCAAGCUUGGGAGCCGCGAAGAGAGAACGCUGGCUUUGAUUAAACCUGAUGGAAUGCGUAAGAUGGGACAAUUAUUUGAUAUCAUUAUUAAUGCUGGGUUGACAAUAACUAAGGCCAAAAUGAUGCUGCUUUCAAGGCAAUUUCUGUCAGUAAAGAGAGCUGCUGAAAAUGAACAAACCCAUGAAGACCAGAAAAAAAUCAGAAGACUGUGCUGCAGAAAAGAAGCAGCUGAUUUCUAUGCUGAUUAUCGAGCAAAACCUUUUUAUCAUGAGCUUCUCCAGUUAAUAAUGAGUGGCCCCAUCCUUGCUAUGGAGCUCUUAGGAGAUGAUGCAGUGAGUAAGUGGAGAGCAAUAGUGGGGCCAGCAAACCCUACAACGACUGAGAGUGAUACACUGGACAGCAUCUCAGAGAGCUUUGGACAUUGUGGCCUCAGAGAUGCAACUCAUGGCCCAGAUUCAGUUGCUUUAGCUGCUAAAGAGCUGGAGUUGUUCUUUCCCUCCAGUGGAGGUCGUGGACCAGUCAGCAGUGCCAAAUUCACAAACUGUACUUGUUGCAUUAUUAAGCCUCAUGCUGUUAAUGAAGGGCUUUCUGGAAAGAUUAUAAAAGCCAUCCUCAAGGAAGGAUUUGAGAUCUCAGCUUUGCAGAUGUUCAACAUGGAGCGUCCAAAUGUGGAAGAAUUUUAUGAGAUUUACAAAGGCGUUGUCCCUGAAUACCUGGAGAUGGUUUCAGAGUUGUGUUCAGGCCCUUGCAUAGCAAUGGAGAUUAGACAAUUUGAUCCUUCAAAAGUGUUCAGAGACUUCUGUGGUCCUUCUGACCCUGUAUUAGCCCGUCACCUCCGACCUGGAACGCUGCGUGCUGUCUUUGGGAAGGACAAGAUUCAGAAUGCCGUUCACUGCACAGACCUGCCUGAAGAUGGACUUUUAGAGGUGCAGUACUUCUUCAAGAUUCUGGACAAGUAACAGGCUCCAUCCUCACCCACUGCAACAGACAUGCACACAGAACUGUGUGUUCAUUCAUUUAUUUGUCCAAUGUUUCAACCUGACUGAAAUACAAGAUCAACAAGAGCACUGUACUCCUGGCUAUUAUUACAUGUUAGAACAUAGAGUUUUGCACUUUAGACAACAUUUAACACCAUUCUAUGGGGUACUGCAUUGCUUUUAUAAAGUUUAAAAUAAAGAUUUAUUUUCAAACAUGUGACUUUGGUUUAUUUCAUACAUUACACUUUCUUGCAGAAAAAAUAAAAUUGUACAACUGCAUAAAUAUAAAAUUCUUCCACCAUGAAAAUGGCUAAAACAUUCAAUAAAGACAUUAGCACCACAGUGUGCGAUGCCUUCAGCAGGAAAAAAAGAAAAGAAAAUAUACAAAGCAAAGAGUUAUGCCUAUCACUGAGGAGAGUGAUAGCCUGACCCAGUCUCUCACACAACGUACUGGAGGAUAAGGGAAGAGGUGGAGAGAGAGACAGCAUUCGCUACAAAGCACAGUACACAAUCACCUAUUCUCUUUGACUUCACUUAAGUUAGUUUCCCUGCCACCCCUCCAAAUAAAAUACCCUAAUACCACAGAAAAGCCAGAAGCCUUAUGGAGUGCUGUUAAAUAUCUUCUCACAGGUGGGCCUUUCUUUGAAAAGGAACAAAAUAAUGAGAAGUUUCAUGCCAGUUCUAGUCCCAUUGAGUAUUUACACCUUGGAUAGCAGAAGUCUUUGCUCACAAGAAGUAGAAAACAGAUACAAUACAUGGCUUGAAAAAUGACCAGAGUAUGCACCUAUAGUACUGUACACUAAAUAAAAUACACAAGGCAGCAAUACUUAGGGGCCAGAAACACUGCUUACUACAAGUCAGUUAUGGAAUCAUAAUUUACAGUAAAAAUGGGCAUGUCCCAAGGCUCAAUUUUGUUUUCUUUUGUCAUUUACAGUAGAAUAAAUAUUUGUCGCUAUUGCUACACUUUGUUUACAUUCUAACCUAGUAAAUGCAGAAAGCUAGUGUAAAGCAUAUAGAUUACGUGUAGGUCCCAUACGUAUGACAGUUUGUUCAAGACUAGUAGAUUUUCUAUUUUGUUCUUUUUUUUUUUUAACCUUUUUAAAUGGCUAGGAGGAGGGGGGAGGAAGAGAGGUGUGCUUACGAUCAGCUGCUUUUAAUGUCAAAUUUAAUAUCAAAGCGUCCCUGGAAGCGGUCCUUGUCACUGUAGACGAUAUUCUGCCCAUAGGCCCUGCACUCCACGCGCACCUCCAUGUCGUAGGUCAGGUUGGUGAA